CUCCGCAGCAAGAGUGGCAGCCGGACUUGCGAUGCUGCGAGGGACAGGGUGCAGAGCCGCAGUGCCGUAGCGGGCAGCAGAGGCAGCCUGCCCUUCCAGCAGCGGAGCCCCUAGCGAAGGCGGAAGACCCCUGGGCCGCCAACCCUGAAAGCCGCCUGAUGUCCCCGCCCCAGAGAGGGCUGCACUGCGAGGACGCCCGGGCGCCCGCUUCGGUCCCCUUCUGUCUCUGGGUUCCUCUUUCCUCCCAAGUAAGGGAAUAAGCCGCUAGGAGGGAGCGCCCCUCGGCAAGCGCGCAACCAAGUGUAGCAUGGUGAGGAAUUGCCAGGAUUUCAGGAUUGGCCUGGACUACAACAGGGGUAUGUUGCCUGAGGAGUAGCAGGAGUCUUUGUCAGCUGCCGAGAGCUGCCCACAACUGUCAUCGACCGAGAGCCCUAGAAGUCUUCUGAAGGCCUGCAUAUCUGCAAUGAGCCAGGCCCUGAGCUGGGCCCUGGCUUCUCCCUGGUGAACAGCACUCCACCCGUGGCCUCGGGCAAUCACACUCCGCUGAAAGAUGAGUGAAGGACGAUGGGUCUCUCUCUCAUCAGAAGAAUUUGAUCAACUCCAGAAAUACUCUGAAUAUUCCUCCAAGAAAAUAAAAGAUGUGUUGACUGAGUUUAAGGAAGGUGGGAUCCUCAAGCAAUGUGACCCACACAAGCCCAUUAGCUAUGAUGUCUUCAAGCUGUUCAUGAGGGCAUACCUGGAGGUGGACCUUCCUCAGCCACUGAGCACACACCUCUUCCUGGCCUUCAGCCAGAAGCCCAGACAGGAGACACCUGACCACCCAAAGGAGGGGGCCAGCAGUAGUGAACCCAAUAUCUCAGAUUAUAAUGCGGAUAAUGCUGCCAAAGCAGAUGAGGCCUGUGCUCCAGACACUGAAUCAAAAAUGGCUGAGACACAAGUACUGCCUAAAGCCCUAGAGGCUCUAACCCUGUGGGAAGAUCCUGAUGCUCUGUCUUCAAGCUCAGAUGCUCCCGUGGUGUACCUCAAGGAUGUCGUGUGUUACUUGUCCCUGCUAGAAUCGGGGAGACCUCAGGAUAAGCUAGAAUUCAUGUUUCGUCUCUAUGAUUCCGAUGAAAACGGACUCCUGGACCAAGCGGAGAUGGAUCAGAUUGUGAACCAAAUGCUACAUAUUGCCCAGUAUCUGGAGUGGGAUCCCACGGAGCUCAGGCCUAUAUUGAAGGAGAUGUUGCAGGGGAUGGACUACGACAAGGAUGGCUUUGUGUCUCUACAGGAGUGGGUCCAUGGGGGGAUGACCACCAUCCCAUUGCUGGUGCUCCUGGGAAUGGAUGACUCUAGCUCCAAGGGGGACGGGAGGCACGCCUGGACCCUGAAGCAUUUCAAGAAGCCCACUUACUGUAACUUCUGCCACGUGAUGCUGAUGGGCGUUCGGAAGCAAGGCCUGUGCUGCACUUACUGUAAAUACACUGUCCACCAACGCUGUGUGUCCAAAAACAUUCCUGGAUGUGUGAAAACGAACUCCAAAGCCAAAAGGAGUGGCGAGGUGACGCAGCACGCGUGGGUGGAAGGGAACUCCUCCGUCAAGUGUGACCGGUGCCACAAAAGUAUCAAGUGCUACCAGAGUGUCACCGCGCGGCACUGCGUGUGGUGCCGGAUGACGUUCCACCGCAAAUGUGAAUUAUCGACGGUGUGUGACGGUGGGGAACUCAGAGACCACAUCUUGCUGCCUACCGCCAUAUGCCCCGUCACCCGAGACAGGCAAGGAGGAAAGGCGGACAGCAGCGUGGCCUCCAAGGGUGAACUUGUAACACAGUAUAAGAUCAUCCCUAGCCCAGGAACUCACCCCCUGCUGGUCUUGGUGAACCCCAAAAGUGGAGGGAGACAAGGAGAAAGGAUUCUUCGGAAGUUCCACUACCUGCUCAACCCCAAACAAGUUUUCAACCUGGACAACGGGGGGCCUACUCCAGGAUUGAACUUUUUCCAUGAUACUCCAGACUUCCGUGUUCUUGCCUGUGGCGGAGACGGGACAGUUGGCUGGAUUUUGGAUUGCAUUGAUAAGGCCAACUUCACGAAACAUCCACCCGUGGCUGUCCUGCCUCUUGGAACGGGGAAUGACCUGGCGAGAUGUCUCCGCUGGGGAGGAGGUUACGAAGGGGGCAGCUUGACGAAGAUCCUGAAGGAAAUUGAACAGAGCCCCUUGGUGAUGCUGGACCGUUGGUGUCUGGAAGUCAUCCCCAGGGAAGAGAUGGAGAACGGAGACCAGGUCCCAUACAACAUCAUGAACAACUACUUCUCCAUUGGUGUGGAUGCUUCCAUUGCACACAGAUUCCACAUGAUGAGAGAGAAACAUCCUGAAAAAUUCAACAGCAGGAUGAAGAACAAGCUGUGGUAUUUUGAAUUUGGUACCUCGGAGACCUUUGCAGCCACCUGCAAGAAACUCCACGAUCACAUAAAGCUGGAGUGUGACGGAGUUGAGGUGGACCUGAGCAAUAUCUUCCUGGAAGGCAUUGCCAUUCUUAACAUUCCCAGCAUGUACGGAGGCACCAAUCUCUGGGGAGAAACCAAGAAGAACAGGGCUGUGAUCCGGGAAAGCAGGAAGAGCGUCACAGACCCAAAAGAGCUGAAAUGCUGUGUCCAAGACCUCAGCGACCAGCUCCUUGAAGUGGUGGGUCUCGAGGGAGCCAUGGAAAUGGGACAGAUCUACACUGGCCUGAAGAGUGCAGGGAGGAGGCUAGCUCAAUGCUCCUCUGUCACUAUUAGGACUAACAAGCUUCUGCCGAUGCAAGUAGAUGGAGAGCCCUGGAUGCAGCCAUGUUGCACGAUUAAAAUCACUCACAAAAACCAGGCACCUAUGAUGAUGGGGCCUCCCCAAAAGAGCAGCUUCUUUUCACUGAGGAGGAAAAGCCGUUCAAAAGACUAAACAGUGUGCCAAACAAAUACCAGCUCCCCCAAGAAAAGAAAGAAGAAUCUACAGACACACACACACACACACACACACACACACACACACACACACCCCUGUAACCAGAUGAAGCAAAGCCACCCUUCCAGAGGAAAAUGUCACCCUGCCGUACAGUCUACCUAUUUUGAAAACGGAUCCACUCUUCACAGAGCCAAUACCCGUGAAAUAUUCUGAAUGGACUCAGGGCCCACCAGGAUGGGUUGGCUCAUACAGCAACUUCCACAUUCCCACAGGCCUUGGGUAGACUUUGAGCCUGAAGGAGAAAUCCCUUUUUCUUCACCGCUCCUGUAAGGUUCCAGGCUGUAGGUUUCCUGCCUACAGUGAGAUCGGAUGUGGCCAGGGGAAAGAGCUCCAACCCAGAAAUUUUGCACAAAAGUCCUUCUGUAUGGAAACAAAACAGCCUCUAGCUCUCCAAGCAAAACCCUUGGCAGGGCUCAGCAAGCACACGAUGGUUUCUUCCUCGUCCUCACAGCAACAGCUCCUCCCCUCACUUGCUGAGGAAAGCCAAGAAGCUGCGGAAAGCUGUUUCCAUUCUUGGUUCUCUCUGCUGUCCAUGGGCACUUGUUCGCUGCCUGAAGCAUCUCUUGGUGGCUCUUCGCUCAGAGAACAAACCAGACUGCCUGGGCAGUCUACUUUAGAUGUGGUAUUUAUUUUCAUAGUUCUUAUGAACCCCUGGGCGGGAAAACUGAGAAAAGUGGACUUUAUUUUUCAAAUUGAUGUCAUAAUAUUGUGUAAAAAGGAAAGGGGAAAAAAAAAACAACACUCCUAGUCCUUCCCACCCCUCACUACCACACAGGCCAAAGUGUGUCUCUUGUUUGAAUCCCAAGCCCUGGUGGCAGAGAUGAUGAGAGGGAGAGGCUUUGCUGGGCAAACUAGGAGACAGCCUGUCAGGAGAUGGCCUGUUUCUUGGCACUUCCCACUCUCACAGUGUGACAGACGACCUUCUGACGGUCUUAUAUAUGUACAUAUGUAGCAUAUAUGUUUAUAUAUAUUAUAUAAAUAUUUAUUUACCGCUGGAUUUUUCCUCCUUAGAAAUAAACAUAGAUAGUGUGGGAACAGAAAAAUGGGGAAGAAAAAAGAAACGCCCUACUUUCCGACCAUCGUUUGAUUGUAGAGACACACAUUUCCUGGCUGGUUACAAGGUUUACAUGGAUGAUCUAGAUCCUGGGAACAACCAUGAAACACGCUGUUCAGGGCUGGUUCUCCCAUUGGUUGAUAAGGAAACUGAGUUGUGGAAAAGUUAAAAGGCUUCUCCAUGGUAUCCUGGCUAAUGAAGUUUGGAUGUAAAUGUUACUAAGAAGAUCAUGAAUAGACAAAAGAACCCUCAUCUGGGAACAGGGUCAUUUCUAGUCACCAAGAAGUGGCUGUACUUGGAUCCAGGUUGCCAGGGAGGAACCAUCAUCCCUAUAGCCUAUGCAUGGAUGGAACAAGCCCACGUAAGGAAAUUAAGAAAAUGGGACGUGGGGACUUGGGCCACUUCCCAAGUUCUCUAUGGCUUGUCCUGCCUGGAGAGAAGUUGGCCUGAAGUUGAAGGCCCCACACAGGUCAUCUGAUUGAAUUCCCAUGUCACUCAUCACGGUCACCAGAUCUUCUUGCCUUGGAAACAUUCCUGGCUACAGAUGUGACUUCAGUAAAGAGUUACCUUCUGUAGGAUGUUGACAACCAGGACAGAACAGUCUUAGUCAUGCUCAGGGGGCUUCAUUUAGCUGGUACCAGCAUCCCCCUCCUCUAUGGAGGGUACCUCUACACAUCAUUGGUGGAAAGUCAACUUUGCCUCAGCCCCCUGGCUCACCCGGCCUUCAUCUCUGUCUCAGAUUUCUCAAGAGAAAACUUGGGCCCAAUGACAUCAACCCACUGAGCUGCCUCAAAUUUUGCAAUGGACAAGGAAGGGAAUAUGAAGAAUGUGUACAAAUUGAGCCCACCUCUGAAGGAAGCCAUCAUCUAGAAUCGAGGACUGAGACCUGGGGCCACCCUGCUCAACCUAACAUGCUUCUGCUGAGCAAGGGGAGAUCCAGGUCACCUAAAGAACAACCUGAUGGGAUGCUUGGCGAUGUGGCCAACAAGCUCCCAAAUGGCGGCAGGCACUAUUUCGGAAGACACAGGUUCAGCUUGAGGGUCUGUGACUCUAAGACAUUUACAGAAGUGUUUAUAUGUGUUUCAGCUCUGAUCCCCCAAGACUGCAGAUUGAGACAGCACCAUCAAGAAGGGAAAUGGAUUCCCAGGGACUCCCAAGUCUCGUGAAGGGGCCCUGCAGAGAUUGAAUGUGACCUGAGUGGCACAGCCCAGUCCUUCCAGAGGCACAGAGGACAAAACGUCAUGGCAUUGCUCUUCUGAUUUGCUAGUCUUAGUAAGUCUUGUGUUGCUGUUUAACCUUAUCUUACAAGUCAUCUUUUGAACACCCUGACUAGGGUUUCUCAUUGUGUAGUGCAUCAUCUUAGUGGCCCUCACUCCAAGCUCUAAGGUUAGCCAACUAAGUAUUAUCAUCUCCACCCUUCCGAGAAUGGGGCUUUCUGGUGUUGGGUGGCUUCCUAACACUGCACAGUCAGAGGAGAGCCUGGCCCCUAAUGUGCGAGACCGCUCGGAUUUCUUUCCAUGCUGCAGACAUGUUCUCACCUGCCUUCAUGCUUCCACCCCACCAGCAAUAAAAACAAUGAAACCAGAAA
Messenger RNA from Peromyscus leucopus (white-footed mouse), 5622 nucleotides. RefSeq names its product diacylglycerol kinase gamma (gene Dgkg). Gene Ontology annotation, cellular component: plasma membrane. Gene Ontology annotation, molecular function: ATP-dependent diacylglycerol kinase activity; calcium ion binding. The record is from RefSeq and is a predicted model, not a curated record. The transcript is spliced from 25 exons. Gene Ontology annotation, biological process: intracellular signal transduction; lipid phosphorylation; diacylglycerol metabolic process. The coding region runs from base 551 to 2917 and encodes 788 amino acids. Lineage: Eukaryota; Metazoa; Chordata; Mammalia; Rodentia; Cricetidae.